Molecule: messenger RNA, 15219 nt
Organism: Podarcis lilfordi (Lilford's wall lizard)
Lineage: Eukaryota; Metazoa; Chordata; Lepidosauria; Squamata; Lacertidae
Source: the annotation of a GenBank genome assembly
GUCACGGCCGCGGCGAGGCCGCUCGAGCGCCGCUUCGUAUAAGGGACGAGGGAGGAGGGCCGUCUCGGUCGGCGGCGCUAUUGGCCGGGAAGAUGGCGGUGAACAGGCACCACUCGGCGGGCGGCGGGGUGAUCCCGCCCAACGGGGAGAGGUAACUAAGGAAGCGAGGCGAGGGUAGACGUGGAGCGGGGGAAGGGGGCGCCAUCCCCGGCCUCGGGGGUCGCCAGGGGGCCCUCGCCCGGGUUUAUUUCGCAGGAGACCGCGGGCGGCUUCUCGAGAAAAGUCGCCCCUGGUUCGGCCACCGAAAGCAGCGCCAAAUCUCUCCCCAGGAAUUGCGAUUGUGACGCGCGCGCGCAGCAGUUAACUGCCCGUGUGAAUGCUGUUACGCAGGGCAUACCCCGUCCCCCCUUUCCCUCCCGUGCCUUCUUCCCUCGGGCUCCUGCCCGGUUGAUGUUCAUGGGUGGGGGUGGGCGAAAGUUUUAAGGGGUAAACAUCCCUUGAUCUGUGUUGUUGUGGGUAGAUAAACUCGCUCCCUUGUAGCGCAGCCCUGAAGGUGUUUACUCGGAAGUAAGGCCUUCUGUUUUGCGCGGCGCCCACUUGCCCCUUCGCAUACUUAGGGUCGGUGCCUGAGGCGUAAGCUGCUGCGCAGGCUGAUUCAGUUCGUGACAUUUCCUCCUCUUCAGCCCUCGGUGGGUGUGACCCUAAUCCGUGCUUUCCCUUUGUCAUGUGCUACACGCAAGUUACACGUUGAUCCCCCACAGUAUGAGAGAGUGGAGAUCAGCGUACAUUUAUUUCCUUAAUAUUUCGCCGGCCGGGUUGCCACUUUACCAGAGAGAAAGUGACUAGCAUGCCAGUGAAGCAUAAAAGAAAAAUGUCGAUUUUACCAGUGUUUACAAAGUAAUACUAAAAACAGUUACAUUCCUUUGAAGCAUAUUUGGGACAUACUAAGCAGAUGGGCUGUGGGCAGCCAUUUAUCCCCUACAGUGAAUGAGAUAUCCAGUGUUUGGGGCAGCCGAGAACUCUGUUGAAUAAAGAUACCUUGCCAUUUUUUCCUCAUGAAGAACUGGAAAGUAUCUUAAAAGUAAGGGUGCUGUGAAUUGAUGUAUACAAGUGUGGUUCUCCAGGUGGAUUUAGUGUCAAUUUUUACCUCACUGGGUAAUUGUUAUCAAUUGAUAACAAUUGUUAUCAAUAACAAUAAUCAAUUUAUAACAGUUGGCCAAAAAUAUUUAUGGCAGAGCUCAUCUUAUUAACGUGGCUGUGAUUUUGCUCCUACCCAAAUCAUGCAUUUAAAGCAUGUGACUUCCCCCAAAGAAUAAUGGGAACUGUGGUUUAAAAAUGUUAGGAAAUGUAGCUCUGUGAGGGGGGUAAACUACAGUUCCCAGAAUUCUUUAGCAGAAGCCAUGUGCUUUAAAUGUAUGGUGUGGAUGUGAUAUUCAAGUUGCUCUCUGCCUUUUUAUGUGUAAACAGAGCACCAUUGGUUUUUUAGGUGGUGUGAGCAUCAGUCUCCUGCAUCUGUCAAAAAUUACUUGCUGGAUUGGCAGCAUGCCAGAAAAUUAAACUUUUGAAUGAUUGGGCCUCAAAUUGUAUCUAAGGGAAAAUAAUUCUUCCAGCCUGCUGGCUAGUUCACUUGAUCUGGUAGACUUCAUAGUUGUCUUCUCAAGACUAUAGAUGUUGUCUGGCCAGGGCAGACAGAAAAGCUCUUGAUAACCAUCACAAUACUGGUAUCUCUUUCUUACCCUUGUUCCUGUUAUUACUGGAAUUGACAUGUUACUUUCCCAAUGUAAGCUAAAUUUGACAAAUGGGGUAGACAUCCCUUCUCUGUGCUGUCCCUAUUCCUGGCACAGGGUUCCUGCAACAACUCACUGCUGAGAUUUGAGCUACCAUCUUAGAAUCACAGAAUUGUAGUUAGGAGGGACCAUGAGAGUUAUCUAGUCCAGCCCCCUGCAAUGCAGGAAACUCAACUACGGUAGAUCAUACAUGACAAAUGGCCAUCCAACCUCUGCUUAAAAACCUCCAAGGAAGGAUGGUCCACCACUGCUUGUGGGAGUCUUUUCCACUGUUGAACUGCUCUGUCAGAAAGUUCUUCCUGAUGUUUAGUCAGAAACUCUUUUCUAAUAACUUGAAUCCAUUGGUUCAUGUCCUACCCUCCAGAGCAGGAGAAAACAAGCUUGCUCCAUCGAAAUAAUCUGAAUAUGGCUAUCCUAUCUCCUCUCAGUCUCCUCUUUACCAGGCUAAACAUACCAACUCCCUUAACUGUUCCUCAUAAAGUUUGGUUUUCAGACCCUUUAUCUUAUUGGUCAGUCGCCCUCCUCUGCUCAUGUUCUAGUUUCUCAGUAACCUUCUUUCACUGUGGAUAUUGACAAUUAUAUUAUUCAGUUGAUUAUUCAGCUGAAUGACCAAGAACAAUAAAAGAUGAGUAAUGGUGAAGCCAAGUGCAUGUUAAUUGUACUUGCAAAUUAUGAAAAGUGUAGCACAGAGUCCAGUUUGUUUUCUGAACAGAAGAUCAUGGUUAGGAGAAUUUCAGAUGCGGGAGAAAAUAGACUGGCCCAAGACAUUUUGGCACCUGAGGCAAACCACACAAUGUCCUCCCCACCACCAGGGAAGAAGGGGUGAGUGAAGAUCUACAUCAGGAACAAGGAUGGUAGCGCCUCUUAUUUGCCUAGAGGCUGUAUGUGGCAGGGAGUCUGCUGAGGAACACAGCUGAUCUGGCCUCCUAAGAGUGCCACAGUUGUCAUGGUCACUGCAGCAGCAGCAGCAGCAGGCGAUGCCUUUCUUGGAGAUCAGAUCUGUGGAUCCUUCCCUCUGAGGCAGUCGUCUCACCUUGCCUCAUGCAUGAGCUGGCCCUGCUUGCAGGCAAAUUUAUAUGUUGUUGCAUAUUGUUUUAAGUUUCUGAAAGCCAAUGGAAGCAUUGUUGCAUUUUUGAAAGAUGAGCUGAGCACCUAUAAACGACAGUCACAACAGGAUUAAUGAUUUCAACUUAAUUAUUAACAAGUUUAAGUUUCCACUGUAUUGACUGUUAGUGCAUCAUUUGAUCUAUUAUUUAUUAAUUUUUUUGUCCCACAGCACCUGUGCUUCAGGAUCGCUUAUAACAAAAAACCUGACACUAUAAGCCACAAGACCAGUUACAGAACAGAGCACGCAAACCUUGUUGGCAGAAUGAAAUUGAGUUGACUUAGAAAACUCUCACUAAUUGGCUCUGGGCUAACAAAAGAGCUGGAAGGGAAGCCAGAGCGAGUUAAAUCAGUCACAUGAUUCUUAGCUGGUCAGUGAGAGAGCUAAAUUGAAAGGCAUUGCACAGCUCUUUCAUAACCUGUUCGUGAGCAGUAGAUCACCAGUAAAAUUUCCCUGAACAAGAAAUGGUUUAGGGGUAUCCUGAUGAGAACAAAGACUGUUCAUAUGGGAGUUUCCGUAGCCUUAAUAUUAGCAAGUGUUUGACACACACUUGGAAGAAUGCAAAAUGAGAGGCAGCUGUAGAGCACAUCACAUGGGGAUCUGCCUUGUCAGGAUAGAGCUCCCAGUACUGCUCAGUUGGCAGUAAGGGGAAGGGGUGUUUUUUUGUUUUGUUUUUUGUAAUUCCCCCUAUACAGCCAAAAUCAGUUCUUCAGACUUGGGGAGGCUGGGGAAGGGGAGGGGAAUUGCUAACCUGUUUUUUCUCCUGUUCACUAAUUGAAGCUUUAUUGUCAACUGAGUAACACGGUUGGAUAAAACCCUCAGUUAGGACUACUUUGCACAAGUAGAAUCCCUUGUUAGGUGAAUCCUGUCCACUGGAUUCUCUCACGUCCUGCUUUAGACUUGAAAUGUCAGGAGAAUUGUGUUCCCGUUUAGUGUCUGAAGGGGAAGGCAGAUAUAUCUGCUGAGUUGGGUUUUACUUUCUGAACGACUGUCUGGGCUUGGCAGUGGCUCUCCCAGUGAGUAUAGUAGAGUUGGUUCUUCACCGAUCAGUACAGUACUGGCAUGUUUUGCAUAGCCCACUAAGAAAUGCUCACGCGGCCAUAUUUUUUCUCCUUCCCUGAAGCAUUCUCAAGCACUGUAAAGAUGUGGAGCUGACCUUCUCUGAUGUGACUGGCAAACCAGAGAUCUUCAAAGGCACCAAGAAAGGAAUGGUGUUUCUCACUCCUUACAGGGUAAGUCUUGAGUGAGGGCCAGUUGCAUCUUAGACACCUUUUGAAGGGUCAUUCAGUCAGGACAGCAGUCACUUGUAGUUUAUCUAACUACAGCUAGUGUGAGAUUCUUCAGUACAUUCUUUUCUAUACUAUUAGUGUAUUUUUCUACAUUACUGUGGUACCUCUGGAUGCGAACAGGAUCUGUUCUGGACCCCCGUUCGCAUCCAGAAGCGAACACAACCCGUGUCUGCGGGUCACGAUUCGGUGUUUCCACGCAUGCUCUUGACAACAUUUUGAGCAUCUGCCCGUGUGCGAGCGGCGAAACCCGGAAGUAACGCGCUCCGGAUCGCUGUGGAGUGCAACCCGAAAAUAUUCAUCCCAAAGAUACUUCAACCCGAGGUAUGGCUGUAGUUGAAAUCAUAGAGUAGAAGUAGUUUUCUUCUUUCAGGCAUUCAGCAUGGCUACUACAAAUUCUGAAAUUUUCUAUAUUAUUUUGUUCUGAAAUUUCAUGUUAGCUUAAGAUACAAGAAGGCAUUCUGACUGACACAAGAUGAAAACUGUUUUUGUGGGUUGUUUGAUGUUCUGCAUAAAUCUAUCUUUAAAUACUGUUCAGAAACUUUUGCUGGUAUAGAAUGCCACUUCCUUUUUCCAGCCCCCGCCUCACUGGCCUUACUUUGAACCUUCCAGGAGUAGUGGUGUUGUUUUGCCUGGUUGGAAUGUGUCCUUGAACUCUGAUAGUGCCAGGAUGGAGGACAGAAAGAGUGCGUAGAAACUAGCAGACUCUAGAGUGUUCAGAAAGAGCAUGUGGCACUUGGAAGGUUACCCAGAAGAGAAUUAGGCCUCAAGAUGAAAAAGAUUCCCACCUUCUUUCUAAAGUGAUUAGGAAUAUGCCAGCAAGAGGUCUUAGUGGGGAACCUCCAUGUUCUUAAAAGAGGCCUGUCUCAGCCCAAUUUUGUAGACAUUUAGGGAAAAGGUGAAGACAUUUGAGUGGGUGGAGGGACUUCUGUAGAAAACAUUAUGAUUUCUUAUUUUUUCAUUUAUUUUAAUAAAUAUUAAAUUAAAAUUCCUGACUUAAGUCUUCACUUGAUUGUUUGAUAUGGGGGGGAGGGUUGGCUUUCUCUCACUUUGAAGAAUUAGUUAUUUGUCCUGGAUUGUUUUGUACGUAGUUUUAUAUUCCAUUUUUUUAUCCCUGUGUUAGCUGCUUUGGGCCUUGUAUAGAAGAGACAGCACAUGGUAUAAGUUUGAUAAUUAAAUGUAUUGCAGGUUAUUUUUGUGUCCAAGGGCAAGGACCCAAUGAUGUCCUUCAUGAUGCCCUUCUACAAGGUGAAAGGAUGCUCCAUUGAACAGCCCGUAUUUUCCGCCAAUUAUAUCAAAGGAGUGAUAGAAGCAGAACCUGGAGGUAUGUACUACAUCUUGUGGUGACGAAUGUAUUUAUUGUAUCACUGAGUUUAACGCAAGUUGUGCCAAAUCUGCUUCAGUGAUUUAUUUUCCAUUGGUGUCUCAUGUGAGUGUCUCAUGUGAAUAUCACAUGUUAGAAAUGAGUUUUUCCUGUGAGUUUGUGUUGUUUACUAAAAACACACCCCUCCCUGCCGAGUUUGAUUGUGUUUCAGCACUCCUUUUAUGAACAUAUCCUCUUGGCUUGCAAAUCAUUAUUUUCAUUGUAGCUAGUGUAGUGAUGAGGAUUUUCACUUCAGUCUUUUUAUUAUUAUAGCUUGAUUUGGGAAGAGGAAAAAGUUGUUUUAUUUCAGAAACAUGUUUUUUAAAAACUUUCAUUUCAGUAAAUAUUUUCUUGCCGAGUUUUGAAGGAUGCUUGCUGGAAUAAGAAAGUGAAAGAUUCUGCUCGUAGAAAUUCUUAUUUUACUUUCUAGUUAAGUUCCAGACCCUGAUUAAAUUAAUAAAUCCAUGGAAAACAUCUGACUUAUUGGUCUUUCAAUCAAGUUACCCAUCCUCCAGCCUUAUCAAAUCAAAUGUUAAUUUUAUAUAGCUUCCCCCCCCCCAAUACUACCUGAAAUAAGAUGAAUCUUCUUUGUAUCUGUAAGGGGGUGAAACUUAGUUUGCAGGAGAAGUACUUGAUGGGUUAAUCCUUGUGUUGAUACUAUAACUUGGUUGAAACUAUUCUUGAUUUCACUUUCUUACCCAGAAGUGACCAACCUGUUGUGCUCCCUCCCCCUCCUUGGUGUUGUUAGAUUACAGUUUCCAUCAUUCCUAGUGGCCUUGCUGGCUGGGGCUGGUGGCAGCUGAAGUCAAGCAACAUCUAGAGCUUCCCCAUCUGUUUUAGUUACCUUUCGUGCCAUCAAAUUAAAAUAGAAAUGUUUUCAUUUGCCCAGAAGCAUACGGGUCCAAAUUAACUCUAUUAACUUUUAUCUUUUCAAUCUCUUGGGAAGCUGUCUUAAUUAACAUUUAACCUGACUUGUUUGUCUUAGGUGGCUGGGAAGGACAGGCUUCAUUUAAGAUGAGCUUCUUCAGUGGAGGUGCCAUAGAGUUUGGGCAACUGAUGUUCAAACUUGCUAGUGAUGGUAAGAUUCUCUCCCCUGCCAUUUGCUGCUUAAUCUGUAUUUGCUUUGCUUUCUGGUUUUGCUAGCAGUAGCUGGCCUCUAGUUAGUCUGGCUGCUUCCAUUUACUGACCUGUUCAUUUUCAUCCUCAUGGUUCUGUCCUGCUCUAGGUGCAAAACUGGCAAAAACAUCAACAAUGGAAACGAGAUAAUUUUGCCUUAAUCAAUUAAAUGUAGACUGAUUUAAGACAUCAUCAUAAGAAGUCCAGGGUUUCAUGUGCUGAUUUUAGCUUACUAAACUUAUUUCUCUUCAGCUUCUAGGGGAGUACCUGCCCAGAGUUUUGGCUAUGGCUAUGCACCUGUUCCUGGGGGCUAUGCCCCUCCGCCUUUUCCAGGAGCAUAUGCACCUGCACCAGGGGCCUAUGCCGCACCACCACCAGGACCAUACGGUUAUAUGCCUGCACAAAUGAAUGGAUAUGGACCUGCUGCACAACCUAUGGGAUAUCCAUAUGCUCCUCCUCCAGGUAAAAAUUCCAGCAGAUUGCAUAAAAGAUUGUCACUCAAAAAAGGGCAGUAGUAUAUACGACCAGACAAUAUAUAUAACUAUUUCAUGUAGGUGAGAUGACUAAUGCUCAAAUCUAGAGAAUAUCAACAGUAGCACGAAAGUGGAGGGGAUCCUAUUCAGUGUAGAAUGCUUGGAACACACUAAACGUGGAUUGGGUCCUUUCGCUAAACAAAGUAAGACUUAGUCCUUGACUUCAAGUAUUACAUGCAUUGUUUUGGUAGGUACAUUCUCCACAGUACAUCUGUAUGUGGUGACUCAGCCUCUGCUGCUGCCUUGCUUUCUAUCCAGCCAGUGGGAACAGUUGCUGGAUCAGUAUGGACUAUGUAGUUUGAACAGCAAUUGUCUCAGUUUAAGCAUGUAACUGAUAUGGGGAAAGCUCCCUGAGAGCUUAUGGAAAAAGAGGAUGAAAUGCAGCAUGGGAAAAUCCUGUCCUGGGGAACUGCUCCUCCUUGAAUAUUUCUGUGAUGCGUGUGUAGACAUGGCAUCUGUUAUCUGUCCUCAGGCAUGUAUCCAGCACCUCCUGGGAUGAACUCCAUGUACAUGGCGCCUCCUCCUCCAUACCCCGGCCCUUCUGCAGGACCUUCGGCCCCAUCUCAGGCAGGACCUUCAGCUCCUAGAACCUGGACAGAGCCAGGAAUGCCAGGUAAGUUUCCGUUUAGAAUGGGGGGGGGGAUUGGAUCUGUCUCCCAGUGUAUCUUUUUUUAAAGUUUUGAAUAAUUUCUUUGUUGAAGAGAGGUGAACGGUUGAGCGUGAGGAGUUACCCUGUUCUAAUAGCCAUGACAGCCAAGGAAGCUGUGAAAAUCUAUUAUUAUUAUUAUUAUUAUUAUUAUUUAUUUAUUAUUAUCACUAUUUGAAUUUAUAUACCGCCCUAUACCCAGGGAUCUUAGGGUGGUUCACAGAAUAAAAUCAAGAUAUAAAAGCACAAAAUACCUAAUAAAAAUAAAAACAGCAACCCAAUAGCACCCCAACAUAAAAAACAACACAUUUUAAAAGGGCACGGCAUGUAAAUUGGAUCAACCAAAUACCUGGUUAAAGAGGAACAUUUUUGCCUGGUUCCUAAAGAUGUAUACAGUGGUGCCUCCGGUUACGAACUUAAUACAUUCUGGAGGUUCAUUCUUAAAUCGAAACCAUUCUUAAUCUGAGGUGUGCUUUCGCUAAUGGGGUCUCCUGCUGCGUGUCUCCCACAUGCAUCCUGAGGCAAAGUUCGCUUUCAGGAGCACCUACUUCCAGGUUAAUGGAGCUCAUUACCCGAAGCAAGGAGGACGGUACGUAACCAGAGGUUCCACUGUAAUGAAGGCACCAGGCGAACUUCCCUGGGGAGAGCAUUCCACAGAUGGGGAGCCACUGCAGAGAAAGCCCUUUCUCGUGUUGCCAUCCUCAGAACCUCUCGAAGAGGGGGCACACAAAGGAGGGCCUCAAAAGAUGAUCUCAGGGUCCUGGUAGGUUCAUAUGGAAAGAGGCGGUCCUUGAGGUAUUGCAGUCCUGAGCAAGCUCUCGGAAGGUUUUAGGAUCCCAGAAUGCUUGUUUACAGAAUACAAUCAGUCUAAAUUCCAGGUGGCUACCUAAUCCUGAAAAAACGUGUUGGGACUACUCUUUGUAUAAGUGGAUACCUCUCUCUCUUAAAAUCUUGUCUCUUGAUCUUUGUCUCUGUGGUCAUUUUCUCCUGUUUCCUGUCUCCUCAGAAUGAAUGCUGUUCAGCAUGUCCACAAGCCAACUGCUGCUGAGUGUCUAGUCAUGUCCUAAUUCUUUCUUGCUGACACUGCAGAAUCUGCUCUUUUGCCUAAUCUAAAAAUUGUGCUAAAACAAGCAGCAUUUGCUUUGUGAAUAUAAAUAGUGUGGAUUUUUGUAUGUUUAAAGUUGCUUGAUUCUUUCCUUCUGCACUAGGUGGCAACAAAGCAACAGAGGCAACUUCCAGUGCAUAUUAUAACCCGGCUAAUCCUCACAAUGUCUACAUGCCUAUGGUAAGGAACCUCACUAGGUCUGAUGGGUAUAGGGAGGAGACAUAGCAAGAACUCUUGCUAUGCUAGCAAUCAGCUGGACAUAACUUGCAACUGGUUGAAGUAUACGGUACAGCUUCUUACCAGUAAGCAUACUUGGUAUUAUCUUUGCUUCCUGUAGUAGAGAUGCCAGCCGUACUAAAAAAAUGGGAGGGCCAAAUGUAACAGCACAUAGGGACCUUGAGCUUUGCCUAUUCUCCAUCUGCAUAAACGUCAGUGAGGACCUUCCCCACAAGGGCCUCCUUUACUUCAUUCUCAUGGCUGCCAAGCUCAUGAUAACGCAUUACUGGAAGGAGGCUGGUUAACUAUCUGUAGACAGAUGGUAUGAUGAAUUUUGGAAUGCAGCUCUGUUGGAAAAGAUCACAAAUAACAUAAAAUCCACAAGAGGCAAAUCAGAAUCUAUGAAACAUAUUGCAGUUUCAUAAUUUGCUUCAAAUACAUCCAAAUCUGACACAAGAUGGCAUCCACUUUCUUGGUACAAGAUUAUUUGAUUGACCCACUUCUCCUUUUAGCUUUGAUGCUAUCUUGGAAUAAUGUGAGAAAUGCUCACUGUAGCUUAUUUCUUUAACCUGUACUGGCAGCCAACAAGACAAUUUUUGUUACAAGUAAUAACCUCAUUUGUAUUACUAGGUUUUUGUUCUUGCUUGGUUUUUAGUAUAUGUGAUUAAUGUUCUGUGUCACUCUCAGUAAGCUAUAAAGCUGCGAUAAAGAGCCAUUUCAGUGGAAGUUUUACACACACACAGAGAGAGAGAGAGAGAGAGAGAGAGAGAGAGAGAGUGUCUUGAAUUCUAGGGGGGAAAGGCUGCAUUAAAACAAAGUAAACCUUAAAUUAGUUAAAUUACACUACUUAGACAAUCCGGAGUGCACCCCGCCUUUAAAAAAAAGGUGCCAUUGCAGCCAUGUGUUAAGUGCCAUUCUAUCAUUGGCAUGUGCAGAUUAUAUAAAAUUGUGUACUCCAUCUUAAAGUGUAUUGCUAGGGGGUACUAGACUUAAACUUGUAUUGAGAGAAGAACAAGAUACCUUGUGGGUUGAGGACCCUCAUAUUAGAUGUCUUGCCCAUUUGAACAUGAUGGCCCCCCAAGCAUGAUGAUAGUGUGCUGAAACUAUGAAAUGAGCAAAGUUUUGAUGUGUUUUGUAAAAAAAGGCGUCCCAUGUACAGUGGAUGUGCCACAUUAAUGCUGUCUCCAUUUAAUUUAGGAUCAACCACCUCCUUAUUCACCACCUGAGGAGAAGAAGAAUAACUGAGAAGAGCCCAGGGGCUGUCCUCCCAUGUUUUUGUCCUAGAAGAUUUUGCCAUUGCUGCCGCCUCCUCUUGGUUCUGUAUACUCUAGGUCAUCCUGUGUCACUAACCUGCACGAUGUUGGGUGACUCUUCAACACCCGCUGUUCUUGAAACUUUCCUCAUGGCAAUACAAAAGAGCAGUGACAGUAUUGCUUUCCUGAGUACUUGCUUUCUCUCCUGAGACCAGAAUAGAACAGCCAUGACUAUUUUAGCCCUUGGUUUGACAGGAGAGGUGAAAUAUGCAUAAUGCAAAUGAAGCCACUUCACAUAAGUAGGAAUGAAAUACUGAAGCUCUUUGUAUGGGACAAAAACACUCGUAUAAUGACACACAGAUAGGAAUAUGACAGGAGUAUUCUGCUUCCAUGCAUCUCUGCUUGUGAGCAUCAGUUUGGCAUGUUACAACUGCGUUAACUCCAUGCAUUAAAAAAAAAAUUCCCAUGCAGUUUAAUGCAUGAGACGGAAUUCUAUAAAUAUCUGGAGGCUUAUCUUAUUUUCUAGGAAAGUAGCAGAGAGGACUUAUGGGGAAAUCUCCAGUGAUGUAUAAAAAGAUGGCCUGGGGAAGCAACCAAAGGGCUAACCAGUAGCUGUCUUUUUGAAUCUGUCGGUGCAUCUCCAACUUAUCAUGAUGUAACUGCAUCUGGCUCUGCAACAAACAUGUUCUCUACACUUUUGCAACCUAUCCCUUGCAAAGGGAUGCCUGGUGGAAACUUACAAUCAUGUGAAAUAACAUGUAAUAGGUUUCUCUUCUGCUUUCUCUUUUGACUGUUGGAUCAGUGUCUCUAAAAGUGUAUCCUGUCUUUUGGUAUAGGGGACAUUGAGAAGGUCUCACAUUCAAGAGAGGCCAGACUAUCUGUCUGCUCAUCUAAUUCCUAGUGCAGCUGAGAAACCUGGAAAGGAUCAAUUUAUCUGAACUGGAACCAAAGAUGUGGCUUUAUGAAAUUAGUAGUUUGGAGUUGAGGGGUGAAGCUAAGCAAAAAGUAUAGGGUACAGAAAGAAGAGCAACCCACCUGUCAAGCAUUCUGGAAACACAACCCAAGCAGAAUGUCUUGGUCUCCUGGAAACCAGCCCAAUCCAGGUCCAGAAUGGCUUGGUACCCAGUAGCAGCAAGUGCAGCAGAGUCUGUUUAAUAGGAGAGUACUUUAUAGAAAAGAGCUAUUCUAGCAAACUCCUGAGAGAUAGUGAAGCCAUUUCUCCUUGCUCAGCCAGCUGAGCUAGGCACUAAUGUAACUAGAAAGGGCUAAAUGGUGAAUGAUGUGGGUGAGAGGAAGUAUUGAAACUCACUUUGAAAUAGAGAAAGGCAUGUCAGACUUGCUUUUGAACAAAGUUGGAAGAGAUGGCAAAUGAGUUAGGAAGGGCUAAAAGGAUGUUUGCCAGCAAGCAGCACACAAUAUUGUGGUUGCUUACAUAAGAUGUCGCUGGUUUAACUUUUAUUUUUCACAUGAUAAUCCCCCCUCUUAUCUGUUCCAAAGAGAACUCUUGCUCUACAUAUAAUGGAAAAUAUAACUUAAGUAAAGCCUAAUCUCUUAGGAUAUCUUUUCCUCUCUAAAGAGGCUAUAUUUUGCAAGAACCACUCAUACUAGUUUCUAUUCAUGGAUCCCUUUCUGACCAUCUUCCCUUUAGUAACUGAGAAUAUUACUCAGUAUAGCAGGCAUAGGGUGACAUUUUCUAAUAACCAUUUUAAUCUAAAUCCAAGAAGCUUAACCACUUUCCAUAACUUAAUAGUUUCCUCUGUAAUAUUUUUGGAUUGCACUUUAAUACAGAAGUAUUGAAAUCUUUAUAUUUGUAUCUGUGGUGAUGGUGUGGACAACCUGGUUUUUUGUGUGCAUGUCAGAGGGAGGGGGGAGGAGAGUUUCUUCCUAAAGGAGUUGUAUUAACUACUGUUCUGGCAUGGCAUUCGAAGAACUAACAUGCAAAACAAGUAAUAUACUGUAUUUUUCGUCCCAUAGGAUGCUCCGUCCCAUAGGACGCACCUAGUUUUUUUGGGGGGGAAAUAAAGGAAAAAAAAUUCCCUUUAUUUCCCCCCCCAAAACCAGGUCGGGGAACAGCGGGAUGGCGGCGCUGCGCCUCCCCGCUGUCCCCCAAGCUUGUGGGGCUGGCCGAUGUCUACCAGAAGCGCGGGGCGCUCUGCUUCAGCGCGCGCCGGGUGGCAGGCUGCUAUCCGCAGCGUGGGGAGCCCUGCGGGAACUCCUGCGGGCUCCCCAGGCUUGCUGAUAGCUUCCUGAAGCCUGUAUUCGCCCCAUAGGACGCACACAGAUUUCCCCUUCAUUUUUGAAGGGGAAAAAGUGCGUCCUAUAGGGCGAAAAAUACGGUAGCUGCCAUUUGUCGAAGUGAACAGGAAACAUGUGAGAAUAAUUCUGGAUGCCUUACUAGAACACACACACAUCAAGUAAAGGCACGGGGUUCUUUGAGGAGUUGGAUCUCAUUCUAGUAGAAUGACUUGAAGCCAGCCUGGGGCCUGGUCCUCUAUAUAUUCUUGGACUCCAGCUCCCAUCAGCCCAGACAGCAGGGUGAAUUGUAGUCCAGCAAUAUUGGAGGGCUAGAGGUUCCUCAUCUUGGAUAUAAAGGGAGGAGUGGGCCCAUGAAUGAUUCCCUUUCAGUUCAGUUAUCAAGGGAGAUCUGGGGUUUAUAUACAAACAGAAAAAAAUCAGGUUGAGAAGUACGUGAGGCUUUCCAGAACUUGACACACAGCAUUAAUCAUUCCAUUUUAAACUGCUAUUCAGUUCUUUGUCCUUUAUCUGAUUCCUAUAAAAUAUACUUCUAGAGGUAGGUGGAUAACCUAAGACAAAAAGACCUUGACACAAGCAGAAAGGUGGUUUUAUAUGGUCGUUUUUCAUUGUGACAAAUAAAAAAUGAUUGCAGAAGGUAAAAUGAUAGUGGUGACAGCUGGUUCAUCAAGUGGUAGCCUAUAAUAUUCAUGUUAGAUUGUGGCUGCCACCAGUUUGAAGCACCUUUGGUAACCUGUAGUUUUCAUUGCUAUACAGCACGUGCAGGACCCUACAUUAGUCAAAGGAGAUGCUGAGUUCACUAAACCCUAAUUUGAGUAUGUCUGACUAAGUUGCAUUGUGGAUCCUAACAAACUGCUGCAAAAAUAAUAGCUUGCAUAUGGAAUCUGCUCCUGUGCCUUGCUUUGAUUAGCAUGCCACUUCUGGCUUUUUUAAAAUAGCAUGUUGGGGAAAUGCUCUUAAAACAGAUCUAAAUCUACUUAUUUUGCAUAUUUCCCGUCCCCUCCACAGAUGACAAUAGGAAGAUAGCGGCCAUCCUGAAAUCUGUCACCCCAAGUUACUGCCUCUUUUGGAUAAGGUUGCCCUUCUUAGAUUUCUGGGGUGUAUUUUAUAGCAGCUUUACCAGUCCCAAAGGCUCCUUCAGCUCCAGUUCUGCCUCUGUACAACUGAAGUUUCCCACUGUUACACUUCCACCUUUUUUACCUCGUAUAAACGUAUUGAAUAAAUAACCACCCCAUAAGAAAAAAAAUUGGGUGGCUCACAAAGUAAAUGAAAUGAAAACUUAAAAAAAUGUUAUAGUUCAUUUUAGCCUAAGAAGUUAAAACAGAGGCUGAGAUUAUAAAACAAGUCUUUAUUUUAUUUCACAAAAUUUAUAUACUGCUUGUUUUUUAAAAAAUCAACAACCCUGAUUUAAAGUCAUAAAAGACUUGCAUGAACAUCUGUGUGUACAAUUAAUGUUAAUCCAUAUAUACGCGUGUUUCCUAUAACAAUUUUGUAAUAGGUGAGGUUGUCUUUAGCCCAAGAAUAGCCUUUGAAUAACAGGUGGGGGGGACAGAAGAGGUGUGUUGCCUUUGCUUCCAGGAAGUUGAACCAGAUGGAUCUGUUGUCUGAAAUAGAAGGGCACUGAUAUUCCUAAAACCCAAAACUGUUCAGCAACGUGAUAAAUCCUUCCUGAAUGCAUGCAAGCCUAUUUUGACUGUUUCCAUAAGUUGCCUUGCUGAUAUGCUAGCAUGUCAAGGAAAAGACUAACUAGAUCCCUGUGACCUGAAAUGCUAGCUUUCACAAUUGGUACUCUCAGCAUGAAGAAAGGAUCAUAAGAGUGGUGUCUACAACUAUACAUUCAAAGAUGUGAAUUGCUGUUGUGGGUUCUAGUAGGUCUUGGAUAUGGAUAAGAGUGUUUGGGUGUCUCUCCAUGUGCUCCACUAUGAAACCUAACUGCCUCAGAUACUACAACAGGUAAAAUACUUGCAGCAUGGAGGAGAAAAGAAAGAAGAAAAUGGUUAAUUUGAAGCUUAAUUAGAUUUUUUCAGACCAAUUUUGGAAAAUUCCAGGCAAGUUAGUUUUCACUGACAUGAAUAUCUUAAAUUUCCAUAUACUGUUUUAAGAUGAUCUAAACUUAAAUUUCCAAUGAUUUCAAAGCAUUUGGCUGCAACUCUGUGGUGCAAGUUAAGACUUAACUUCCAAGUGGAUCUAUAGAAUCAGGCAGUAGCACCUUGGAGGUAAAUGGUGCAUUGUCUCAGUUUUUACACUGCAUGUGUAAAAUCCCCCUUCUGACCCCACCCACCUGCCCCAUUUUGAGGUGCCAUCACUUUCGCACCUGGCCUGACUUGCUGAGAAAUCGUAGCAGCUAGCGAUUGGCCUUUUGGCAUCACAUGGCAGAAGGAUGGAACUUCCUGGCUUCAGGCAGCUGCUUCACAAAGCUGGACGGCUGGCCAAGGUAUGUUGUUGGGUAGACAAACCACAUGACUACUCCAGAGGGGUUAAUGACCACUGUGAAGUUAUCGGCAGCCUUCAAGCCAGUGAUAAUUUGACCACUGUACACAUCCUGUGCCUGAAACA